Messenger RNA from Urocitellus parryii (Arctic ground squirrel), 2488 nucleotides. RefSeq names its product dystrobrevin beta (gene Dtnb). The record is from RefSeq and is a predicted model, not a curated record. Lineage: Eukaryota; Metazoa; Chordata; Mammalia; Rodentia; Sciuridae. Gene Ontology annotation, biological process: synaptic signaling. Gene Ontology annotation, cellular component: plasma membrane; synapse. Gene Ontology annotation, molecular function: zinc ion binding.
UCGCGCUGGCGGCGCGCGUCCGCCCCCCCCCCCCGCCCUCCGCCCUCGCGCCCUCGCGCCCUCGCGCCGGGGGCGGGCUCGCUGCGCGUGCCGGGCGGGGAACGGCGCGAGCCGGGCGCUGGGAACGUUCGUCGCGGGGGCGGCUCCGGGGCCUGAGCGGGCGCCGCAGCCGCCUCAGUUGAGGGGGCCGGGCCGAACGAGGCGGAGGAGGCUGCGGCCACUGGAGACCUUCCCCACGCCCCCAGCUCUCGCCGGGAAGCGAGCCAGGAUGAUUGAGGAAGGUGGGAACAAGCGGAAGACCGUGGCAGAGAAGAGGCAGCUGUUCAUAGAAAUGCGUGCACAGAAUUUUGAUGUCAUACGAUUAUCAACUUACAGAACAGCUUGCAAAUUACGCUUUGUACAGAAACGAUGCAACCUUCAUCUGGUUGAUAUCUGGAACAUGAUCGAAGCCUUUCGAGACAAUGGCCUUAAUACACUGGACCAUAGCACCGAGAUCAGUGUGUCCCGCCUGGAAACCGUCAUCUCAUCCAUCUACUAUCAGUUGAAUAAGCGCCUUCCUUCUACUCACCAAAUCAGUGUGGAACAGUCCAUCAGCCUCCUCCUCAACUUUAUGAUUGCCGCUUAUGACAGUGAGGGCCGAGGCAAGUUGACCGUAUUUUCAGUUAAAGCUAUGUUAGCAACCAUGUGUGGUGGAAAAAUGCUGGACAAAUUGAGAUAUAUUUUCUCCCAGAUGUCAGAUUCCAAUGGCUUAAUGAUAUUUAGCAAGUUUGACCAGUUUCUGAAGGAAGUUCUGAAGCUCCCAACAGCUGUCUUUGAAGGGCCAUCUUUUGGGUACACAGAACACUCAGUCCGCACCUGUUUUCCACAGCAGAAAAAGAUAAUGUUAAAUAUGUUUUUAGACACAAUGAUGGCAGACCCUCCCCCACAGUGCCUUGUUUGGCUACCUCUCAUGCACAGGCUUGCCCAUGUCGAGAAUGUCUUCCAUCCUGUGGAGUGCUCCUACUGCCGCUGUGAGAGCAUGAUGGGCUUCCGCUACCGAUGCCAGCAGUGCCACAACUACCAGCUCUGCCAGAACUGCUUUUGGCGUGGCCAUGCCAGCGGCCCGCACAGCAACCAGCACCAGAUGAAGGAGCAUUCCUCUUGGAAAUCCCCUGCAAAGAAGCUGAGCCAUGCAAUUAGUAAAUCUUUGGGGUGUGUGCCCUCCAGAGAACCCCCACAUCCUGUUUUUCCUGAGCAACCAGAGAAACCACUUGACCUUGCACAUAUAGUCCCUCCUCGCCCUCUGACCAAUAUGAAUGACACCAUGGUUAGCCACAUGUCCUCUGGAGUGCCCACCCCCACCAAGAGGUUUCAGUAUAGCCAGGAUAUGCCCAGCUCGCUGGCCGAUGAGCAUGCGCUGAUAGCCUCCUAUGUGGCCCGYCUGCAGCACUGUGCACGUGUCCUGGAAAGUCCUAGCCGGCUGGAUGAGGAGCACCGACUCAUAGCCCGCUAUGCUGCCCGACUCGCUGCAGAAGCAGGAAACACGACUCGUCCUCCUGCUGAUGUGAGCUUUAACUUUGAUGCCAACAAACAGCAGAGACAACUUAUUGCAGAACUGGAAAACAAGAACAGAGAGAUCCUGCAAGAGAUCCAGCGUCUCCGUCUGGAGCACGAGCAGGCUUCCCAGCCCACUCCUGAGAAGGCCCAGCAGAACCCCACGUUGCUGGCUGAGCUGCGGUUGCUGAGGCAAAGGAAAGACGAGCUGGAGCAGAGGAUGUCGGCACUACAGGAAAGCAGGCGMGAGCUCAUGGUCCAGCUGGAGGGGCUGAUGAAGCUGCUGAAGGAAGAAGAGCAAAAGCAGGCAGCUCAGGCCACAGGAUCACCACAUACAUCGCCCACUCACGCAGGCAGCCGUCCCAUGCCYAUGCCUGUCCGUUCUGCAUCUGCCGGGUCCACCCCCACCCAUGGCCCACAGGACUCCCUGAGCGGGGUUGGGGGAGACGUGCAGGAGGCCUUCGCCCAAGGUACGAGGAGAAACCUCCGCAAUGACCUGCUGGUGGCUGCUGACUCCAUCACCAACACCAUGUCAUCCCUGGUGAAGGAGCUCCAUUCAGCAGAGGAAGGUGCAGAGGAAGAGGAAGAGAAGAUGCAGAAUGGGAAAGACAGAGGUUAGCCAAGGAGCCAGGCACAGAGGACGCUCAGGCACAGAGGACGUGGCAAGCUGGCACCAACACUACCAAGGCACGGUCUUCCCCCAGAGGCACAUUCCUAUCCAUCUUUCUGCUGCACACCUGGACCCGGCUUGCAGGCUGUCAGACGUCACUCCAUCGCCAGGGAGAGGGGAGCCAAACCGGUGGGAAGUGGGGAGGGCCUGCCUGGAGCAAAGCCGCAGCUGGUGGGCCUUCCCCUGCGCAGCCCUGCAUGUACUAGCAUCUUCAUUACUCCCCUCCGGGCAUGGUCUCCUCUCUGCAUCAGGAAUUUUCCGGGAGGUUGAAAAGAGAAAAGAAAA